Messenger RNA from Vigna radiata var. radiata (mung bean), 1223 nucleotides. RefSeq names its product KH domain-containing protein HEN4-like. Gene Ontology annotation, molecular function: mRNA binding. The record is from RefSeq and is a predicted model, not a curated record. Gene Ontology annotation, biological process: regulation of gene expression. Gene Ontology annotation, cellular component: nucleus; cytoplasm. NCBI's taxonomy places the organism in Eukaryota, Viridiplantae, Streptophyta, Magnoliopsida, Fabales, Fabaceae.
AUGGCGGCAGCAAACUAUGGGGACGUGAUAGACGUGAGUUUCAGUGAAGAUGAACAACGAAGAUUGUUCAACGGUGGAGGAAGAAGAAGAAAGUUAUUGCAUUCUAAAAGAAGAACAACGUUGGAUUUAACAACAUACAAAGAAACAGAAAGGAGGAACAAUGGUGGAGGAACAACUUUCUUGCAAGCUCCCUCUCCUUUCUUUCCUUUCUUUCCUUUCUUCCUCUCUUCCUCUCUAAAAACUGCGCAUUCUUCGUCUACGACGACCCCGAGCCCAUUUCCUCCAAACCGGCCUUCCAAGUGCUCCAGGCCAUCCAGUCCUGCGCCGCCGCUUUCCGUGCCGCCCGAACAUGCGUCUUUCCGCCUACUCUGCAACGCCUCCCGAAUCGGUGGUGUUAUCGGCAAGUCUGGUUCCAUCAUAAAAAAACUCCAGUAAUCAACCGGUGCAAAGAUCCGAAUCGAGGACGCAUCGCCGGAGUCGCCGGACCGUAUCAUCCUGUUCAUUGCUGACGCUGCCGUCAACGGCAAGGUUCUGCUGAGAAAUGAUGAGGUUUCGAAGGCGCAGGAAGCGCUGUUGUUGGUGUUCGAUAGGAUCCUUGAUGUGGUAGCGGAGACGGAGGCUGUCAACGUCGGUGACAUGCUGAUGUCUUGCCGGCUUGUGGCGGACGCUGCGGAAGCCGGCUCCGUCAUCGGCAAAGGCGAGAGAGUGGUGGAGAGGAUCAAGAAGAACACUGGAUGUAAAAUUACGGUUUUAACCGAUGAUUUGCCGCUUUGUGCCUCCUCUUCGGAUGAAAUCAUUGAGGUUCCACGCUUGGUUCGGAUGCAUUCCAAUGAGAUGAAGGCAGAGCCACCAACAAUAGUGGUUGCAACAUUUGGGAGUUUAUGCCAAAUGCUUGAAAGACAUACUUUUUUGCUUGAAACUGUGCGUGUGCUGAUUGUUGAUGAGGACAUUCAAGAGACUCAUGUUGCGCCAAUAGUUAAUGUAUUUGGUGUUGAUUGUGCAUCAGGUGAUAAGAACCUACACAAAGCAGCUACUACUUGGACUUGAAUACUUGCACAAAAAUGGAAUCAUGCACAGAGACAUUAAGAUCUUUAAUGAUCCAAUGGAAGCUCCAGACAUUGAAGACACUAGAACUAAGUGGACUUCUUUUAUUUUAAGUGUUAAUAAAUUGUAGAAACUUGACUACAAUGUAGUAUAGAUUAAUGCUAUAUUUAGAUUUAAUA